Drechmeria coniospora is the source of this 732-nucleotide messenger RNA. RefSeq names its product ATP synthase subunit 4. The coding region runs from base 1 to 732 and encodes 243 amino acids. Gene Ontology annotation, molecular function: proton transmembrane transporter activity. Lineage: Eukaryota; Fungi; Ascomycota; Sordariomycetes; Hypocreales; Ophiocordycipitaceae. The transcript has 4 exons. Gene Ontology annotation, biological process: proton motive force-driven ATP synthesis. The record is from RefSeq and is a predicted model, not a curated record.
AUGGCUUCCCGCUUGGCGCGCAGCGCUGUCGGCGCUUCCCUUCUCCGACCUACCAUCGCCAGCCGAGUCCUCCCUGCCCUGUCGUCGGUCGCCACCUCCCGAAAUGCCAGCAACGUACCCGCCGAGGAGCCCAAGAAGAAGGCUCAGAGCAUCAUCGACUCCCUCCCGGGAAGCAACCUGCUCUCGAAAACGGCCAUCCUCAGCAGCGCCGCCGGUCUCAGUGUCUACGCCAUCAGCAAUGAAUACUAUGUCAUGAACGAGGAGACUGUCGUCGCCGUCUGUCUGCUCGCUGUUUGGGGCGGCAUCAUCAAGUACGGUGGUCCUGCGUACAAGGAAUGGGCCGAGAGCCAGAACGAGAAGAUCAAGAACAUUCUCAACAGUGCUCGUGCCGACCACACCGAGGCCGUCAAGACCCGCAUCGAGGAUGUCAAGCAGAUGGGUGGCGUCGUCGAUAUUACCAAGAGCCUGUUCCAGGUUUCCAGGGAAACCGCUACCCUUGAGGCUCAGGCCUUCGAGCUCGAGCAGCAGACCGCUCUGGCCGCCGAGGCCAAGGCCGUCCUCGACUCCUGGGCACGCUACGAAGGCCAGGUCAAGCAGCGACAGCAGCAGGAGCUGGCCGCCUCCAUUAUUGCCAAGGUUCAGAAGGAGCUGGAGAACCCCAAGGCCCUGCAGCAGAUUCUGCAGCAGAGCGUGGCUGAUGUUGAGAGGAUUGUCUCCUCCAAGGCCCAAUAA